AUGUUUCAUAGAAGAACAAUUAUUUAUCUAUUUUAUAUUAUUAUUUUUAAUAAACAAUAUAAUUUAAUUUAUAGUGAAUGUCCACCAAAUUCAAUUAUUGAACCAUGUUCAUGUGUUUUAACAAUACCAUCACAUACUUAUUUAUUAUAUAAUGAUUUUGAACCUGAAACAAUAUAUAUUGAAAAAAAAUCUAUUGUAUGUGAACAUAUAUAUAAUUUAUCAUUUGAUAUACAAAAAAUUUUUUUUAAUCUUAAUUCAUAUUUAAAUAAUAAUGAAACAAAUUUUGAUAAUUUUCUUUUAUAUAAUACAUCUAUUCAAUAUAUACCAAAAAAUGUUUUUUAUAAUAUAACAUUUAAAAGUUUAAUGUUUCAAGAUAAUAUUUUAUUAACAAUAAUUGAUGAAUAUGCAUUUUAUAAUUCUAAAGAUUAUAUUGAAGUAUUUGAAACAUUAAAUACAAAUUUAUCUGAUAGUAAUACAAUAUUUUCUAUAUUAAGACAAUUUCAAAAUUUACGUCGUAUUAGUAUGCAUAAUGAUCGUUUAACAAAUAUUCCUGAUUAUGCAUUUAAUCAUACAAAUUUAAUAAAUAUUUGGUUUGGUCUUGAAAAUCGACGAACAAAUCAACCAAUAAAAAGUAUUGGUCAAUAUGCUUUUUAUAAUGUACCUAAUUUAAGAUUUUUACGUAUAUUUUCACCUUAUUUAAUACAAAUAAAUAAAUAUUCAUUUGCUCAACAUAUACGUUUAUCAUCAAAUACUACAUUAGGUAUUUAUAUAGGUGGACAAUUAUUAAAUUCAACUAGUUUUCCAUUAACAUCAUUAAGUCGUUUUCGUAAUCGAAGAAUAUAUUUACGUUUAUAUUUUACAAAUAUAACAUAUUUAGAUGAAAAUAUAUUUCAACCAUUUCUUGAAAUUAAUCCAUUUUCAAUCAUUGAUAUGCAUCCAUCAAAUAUACAUUUUCAAUGUGAUUGUCAAUCGGCAUGGAUUCAACAUGAUUAUUCACGAAAUGUUGAUGAAUUAGAAAAUCGUGUUUAUGGAUAUAAAUGUUGGUCAUAUGAUUUUUCUAAUUGCACAUUAAAUAAAUAUAAAGAAAAAAAAAGCCUAUUAAUUAAUUAA
Messenger RNA from Rotaria sp. Silwood1, 1110 nucleotides. Lineage: Eukaryota; Metazoa; Rotifera; Eurotatoria; Philodinida; Philodinidae. The record is from the annotation of a GenBank genome assembly.